Messenger RNA from Biomphalaria glabrata, 4848 nucleotides. Its product is annotated as monoacylglycerol lipase ABHD2-like. Gene Ontology annotation, cellular component: sperm flagellum; sperm plasma membrane. The coding region runs from base 1191 to 2591 and encodes 466 amino acids. NCBI's taxonomy places the organism in Eukaryota, Metazoa, Mollusca, Gastropoda, Planorbidae. The record is from RefSeq and is a predicted model, not a curated record. Gene Ontology annotation, biological process: medium-chain fatty acid biosynthetic process; acylglycerol catabolic process; medium-chain fatty acid catabolic process. Gene Ontology annotation, molecular function: acetylesterase activity; monoacylglycerol lipase activity. The transcript has 10 exons.
AUGCUAUUAGCCUAAAGGAAGGUUAAACAAAAUAAAAUAUGACAUGAGGUAAAAAAAAUUUACUUAGGGAAAAAGAAAGAAAAUAUGUGCUGUUACGAUCAUUCCCUUAGUUUUUGUAUGGGGCAGUAGAGUUGAAAAUUAAACACAUUGCAGUCUGGGCAAAAUCAAACAUAGAUGCCAUUGUGCAGUUGCUGACUCAUUUGACCCAACAUUACAACCUAAAAGAGUAGGGGCAAGUACACAGCAUUGCUUCAUACCAUUUUCUAUUGGGAAGUGAUCAGACAGGACACUGUUGUGUCUUAUCCGGCCUUUCAGUCCCACAUGAAAUUGCUUGAGAAUAGAUAGGAAUGUAAGUGGGCAUCUGAACCUGGUCAAAAUCCUCCAUAAGCCAUCAUGACUGACCAUGUCAAAAGCUUUGGUGACAAAGGCAAUGUAUAGGUUUAUUAGAAAAUACCAUUCUUUCGAUAGCAGAUAAUGACUUGUCAGUCAGCAUUUGGGUCAGUUACUGACUUAACUAGCACAUGAAAUGCCUCCCCCCCCCCUCCCAUUUUUAUUUGUCUUUUAGAAGCUUGCAUGGAUCAUUGUGUUUAUUGAUCAACAGCCAGGUCUGUGCAGCUGCUGUAAUUCAUUGAAUGAGAACUUGUCUUCUUCAUUGACUAUUGAUAGCCUUGUUGUGAAAUGAUACCCUCCCUUUUCAAGAUCCAUCUCAUACCACCUGUUGUUUUUGUGUGUGUGUGUUUAUUAUUGGCUUUAUUAUUUAUUUCAUUUUGCUGCUACUAUCUAGUUUUGUUUUACUGAGUAUCAAUAGAUGGGCAUUUUAUUGAUUUUUUUUUUUUUUGUGGCAAGGUGACAAUUUUUUUUUUUUUGCCUUUACAUACUUUCUGUAUGCUGUUGUGCUAUAGUAAUUAAUCUCUUGGAUGAUUGAGUAAACUCUGAUUUUGGUUUUCUAUGGGUCUUUUUUUUCAAAUGUCUUGGGUGAUGUGGUUUCUUUAUUUUUGAGAAAGGAUUGAACUGGACUAGAACUUUGAACUCUGGAUUGGAGGCUCAUUCAACGUCUCAGUCAUUGCUUGACAUGAUUAUGUAUGCUAGUUAGAUAUUUAAAACCUUCUGACAUUGAUGGAUUAGGGAAAAAAAAAUCUAGCGUGAGCUUUAAAAGCAGAGAGAUUAAAAUAUAAAAAAAAGAGACUAAAAUGUCUCCUCUACUGGCUGCAGUUUUUGCCUUGCUCCUGUACUUGUUAGUUCGGCUCCUGCACAUCACGACGCCCGCCUCUGCCCCACUCAUCUACGCAAAAGAUAGAUCAUCUCAGUUUGUACAAUCAGUGUUAACACUAUGUCCAAUUUUACAGCAGCCUUAUUUUCCUCCUCUCUUGUGGGGCAAAAGUGGGCACGUCCAGACUGUUUUGUAUGCCAAGAUGGGACGAGUCAAUGUGCCAGUACCCAAUGGCAUUAGACACAGCAUACUCUUGGUAGAUGGGGCCACACUAACCUUUGACCUACACAAGCCUAAAGUGCCACAUAAAAGUGGAGAAUCCUAUUGCCUAUUGAUCUGCCCUGGUAUUGGCAACAACAGUGAGUCUCACUACAUGAGGACACUCGUGGACUAUGCCCAGAAGAAUGGAUACAUCGCUGUAGUUUUGAACCACAUUGGCUCACAUAAAACUAUCCCCCUCACAGCUGCCAGAAUUUUUACUUAUGGUGGCACAGAAGAGCUACACUUGGUUAGGAAAGAAGUGGAAAAGCUGCUCCCAGAAAGCAACAUCAUCUUGGUUGGCUGCAGCAUGGGAGGAAACAUUGUUGUCAAGUAUCUGGGGGAGAACAGAGAGCACCAGGAAGGUAUUUUAGCAGCAGUGUCCAUUUGCCAGGGAUAUGAUGUUUUAAAAGCUAAACCUCUACUGCUAUCAUGGUAUAACUUACGACGAGCGUACUUGUAUGUGAUGACAAGGAACCAGAAGAACUUGAUUCGCAUUCACAAGAAACAGCUACUGAGUGAUGAAAUCAAAUGCAAAUGUGACAUUGAUGAAAAAAAAGUUUUUUCUUCAAUCACUUUGGAGCAGCUGGAUGAAGCAUUUACACGGAGGUUCCAUGGAUGCGAGACCCUGGAUGAGUAUUAUCAACGUAACAGUUGUGGGGCUCAUAUAACUAAUAUUAAGAUUCCUCUUCUUCUGGUCAAUGCUGAAGAUGAUCCUAUUGUUCCGCUGGAUCUGUUGGAAUGUCCCAAAACGGCAGCCGGUUUGUUGCCAAAUGUGAUAUUUGCUCUGACCAAGCAUGGUGGACAUUUAGGCUUUUUUGAGAAAGGGAUCAUACGUCCUGAUUGUAUAACAUGGAUGGACAGACUAAUAGUUGAGUACGCAGAUACCAUAGUGACACUCCACAAAGAGGGAGUGCUGCCCCUAAGUGGUGGAGACUGCACAAAGUCUGCUUUGGAUGGCUUAAUUGAUGGCCACCAUGGACUUGACAGCCCGACACACCCAUUAAGAAAGGAAGGUGCAGAUGACCAAGUCGUGUCACAGUCAGUUGAAAAUGUUGACUCAGUGACAGAUGACUUAGUUUCAUAUCCACUGCUAAAUGGAUACAUAGAUGUGAAACACUAAGUUUGUGCAAGUGGUUGGGAAUACAUUUAGACAGUAAUAACAUUUUGAAGAAGUAACUUCAGUCAUUAUGAUCAGAAACCGGUGAACAAAAAUAUAAACACAUUCUAGAAUCUUUUUUUUUUUAUACAAAAUAUUUAGAAAAAAGGGAAAGAUUUUUUUUUUUGCAAAAUUGAAAUGAAUCUCAUAUUUUUUUAAAGCAAAGAUUUGACAAAAAUAUAAGAUUAAAAAAAAAUAGUUAUCUGAUAAAAAUUUAAAAGAAAGUCAAACGUGUUUAUUUUUCAACUAAAUGAGAUAAUUCUUGACCAAGUUUUUAUCAUUUUGUAUGGGUCCAAAUAGUUCAUUAUUCAAACUAAUGCCAUUUUUUUACCAUAAUGUCUGAUUAGAACUUCUUAUUCUAAUUUCACACUAUUAUUAUUAUUAUUUUUUUUUUUUGCUAUCAUACUAAGAGCUGGUUUAGAAGCUUUUUAGGAUAAUGUGCCUUUUCAAAAUCUUACUUGACUGUCUUCUAGCUAAAGCUACACUAAUGAGAAACUGUCAGUUGAUUGGUAAUAUGAAUGAAUGGUUUAUAUUUGAUCUUUUUUUCCUUUACCUUUCUUCCAACUUUUCUUUGUCAGUUAAAGGCCACUGUUUCCUUGGCACUCAAAACAAACCCAAUGCCAUUUUGUUAGGGCUGUUUGAAUUGAACAAUUUUAAAGCAUUUUCCAAUUUCAAUUCAUUUGCUUGUUUUCUUGACUUUAAUAAAGAAAUAUCAUAUUGCUAAUCAUUUUUUGUAUACAAAUGGCUUAUGCAUACAAAUGGCGUAAAAAAACAAUAUUUAUUUAUAUCAUAGCAUUAUCUUCAACAAAUUUUAUUUAUUUAUUUAUUAUAGUUAUCAGUUUAUUAUGAUCAUUGAAUGCAUUCUAACAGAGCAUUACUUCCUCUGUGAUACUUUUUUUUUUUUAAACUUCUUAAUUGAAACUUCAAAGUAAUGUCAACUUUGAUUUACUAUUCAAUAUUAAUUUUAUCCACACACACAAAAGUUCUGUAAAUGUUUAAAAGAAAAAAAAACAUGAAAAAAUCAAGAACUGCUAUAGAAUCUUUUUCUCAAACAAAAGGGAGAAACCAAUAGUAUAACUUUAAAAGACAUUUAAAAAAAAAAAAAAUUUUACUUGAAGAAAGUAAAUACUUCUUCCACCUUCUAUUUUACUUCUAUUCAUUUGAUCAAAACCUUUUGAAAUAAGAAACUUUACAUUGCAGAAUUGAAAAGAAGCAAAAACAAUGUUUUGAACAUCAGUUAAAUGUUUUCUUGUUGAGUUAGCAUUUCUUUAACUAAAUAAGGUGAAGCUGAAUGAGGAGUUUGAACAUUAUAGUCAAAUUCAUGUGGUGCUUUUUGUAACAUAUCAUUUUGAAUUGAAAGCGAUAUUAUUUAGUUCUUAAUAAUUGUGCAACAGGUUUUUAAAACAAUGUCAAAGUGUGUGUGUCCGCUUUGAAACUGUUUGUUUAAAAAAUGUAUUGAUAAUAUGUAUUUUAAUGAGUUAAAGGAUGGAAGUAGAUAGAAUCAGAUAAUGAUCAUUUCAUUGGGUUAUGUUGAUAGUGCAUUGUGCAUUAUACCAGAGAGGGUAGUUGGUAAUCUCAAAUCAUCAUUAAAAAAAAGAUUAUUCAAAUUUUUUCCGAUUAGACAUUGCACAAAGAUGUUGGUAACCAGGUCAUAAAGGCUCUAGAACUAGCAUAUCAUCUGUACAACAGAAGAAUAAAUAAAAAUGUGAAUGAACCUAUUUAAGAAAUAAGGGUAGUUUAUUUAAUGUUGAUGGUUCAGAUUUCUCUGAGAGCUGAAAAAAAAUGUAUUAAAUAAGGUUUAAUUAAAUUCUGCAUGCUUUAUUAUCAGAUUGAGGGUAAGCUUUACAGAAACAAAAGCCAAAAUUUGUAGACUUAAAUGGCAAGAAUGUCCAAACAAGAAAUAUUUAGUAAACAAUUUUGUGGUGAAUGCUUUGUGUAGUUUGUAUGAAUACUGCUCUUUAUUUCCUAUUCUGUUCAAGUGACAUAAUGCCAUUGUUUAUUCUAUUAUUGGGGUGUGUGUGCCAUUUAUCAUUUCUAUGAGAUGAACCAUAGUCGCUCAGCGACAGAAGGAGACCAACUUGUUGUUUAUAUUAAUUUAUAUGUUGGCAUGUGUCUGUCUAAAUGAAAUGGUUUUAAUACUAUUAAAUGUCUAACUAUGUUCCCAGUUAAAGGGAUUUUUUUUUAAUAACCAAAACAAAAAAAAAAAAAAAAUUCACCAAAA